AUGGCAAGGGUGGAGGCCAAGGUUUCAUCCAAAUUUGUCACCGGAGGAAUGGAACCAGGGAGCGCGGGCACGGGUGGGAUACGGGAUGUCAGAGAUGUUGAAUCAAGUGUAGGGGACCUCGGUUCGCCGUUGCGCGGCCGCCCACUUUUCGGGAGACAGGGGUCACCGGAAACUACCUUGGGGCUAGAGGAAAAUUCUGCCGAGGAAUAUGGCGAGGACGACGACGACGUGGUACAAGAUGAACCGUCGGCUACCUUUAUUGAAGUGCAAGACUUGGAUGACGAGGUGGAAAGCGACAUUCUGGUACUGGAGGGGGUCGAGACCUUGGAAAACGCGACGGAUAGUAUCGGGGAUAAGCAGGAAGCACACGCGGCCAUGGUUCGGGGGAUGGUCGACCAGCAGACGUCUCAGAUCAGGGACGCGGCUGAUGUUGGCGAGAAGGUGGACGCCGCCGCCGAAGGUCUUUUCCGCGAGCACUUUCCUUGGCUCCUUGACCUCGGGGUACAGGAGCUCUACGGCGUUUUUGUGCGGAAGAAGAAGGAGGCGAACUUGAUCAAGUUGUCGUAUCCCGACAAAAAGACCCGCGUCACCAAACCACGGGCGAAAGUGCUGUAUUACAUCAGCGGGUGGUUGCUCAGCAAGGUCUGGACGCACGUGAGACGGCAAAAGAUCGAGGAGAGGGAGUGGGUGUCCUUUGUAGAUCUCAACAAGUCCGCUUCCGCGGGAGCUGCGGUAGAGAAGGAUAAGGAACUGGAGCACUUAGUAGGUGAAGUGAAGAGGAGACACGACGAAAUCAACGGUGCUGGACUCCUGUUUGCCACGAAAGUGUUUUUCGAGUUCACAUAUGCUUUGGAGAUCGGGUACUUCCACAUCCUUUCUAAGCCCUUUCUGUUAGGAGCAUAUCUCGGAGACCUUCCGGGUGAGACGUUGCGGGUGGUCAGAGAAGCGACCGCGGUCAGGGAUGCGUGGGCUGAGUGCUGCCCACCCUCCUCGGGAAGCGUGAAUUUUGAGUGGGAUUCCAAGGUCGCUCAUGAGGUUUUCCUUUUCAUCGUCCAGAAAUGGCACAACUGCCGCAUGGGGGACAUACAUACGGCAUGUUAG
Molecule: messenger RNA, 1101 nt
Organism: Ectocarpus siliculosus
Lineage: Eukaryota; Phaeophyceae; Ectocarpales; Ectocarpaceae
Source: the annotation of a GenBank genome assembly